Penaeus vannamei (Pacific white shrimp) is the source of this 1461-nucleotide messenger RNA. Lineage: Eukaryota; Metazoa; Arthropoda; Malacostraca; Decapoda; Penaeidae. The record is from RefSeq and is a predicted model, not a curated record.
AAUCAUAAAAAGUAGGCUUUGUAUAUACAUAUGAAAAUGAACUGUUGUAUUGCUUCUUAGUUCUCAAUACGUCUGGUAGCCCUGCACGCGGUGCAGCGUGCAUGAGCUUGCGGAGGGCGUAUGCAUCGAGAUACUGCACCAUUUCAGUCGAGUCGGGCCCUUACGCAAUAUAACCCAGCCCUGUCAGCUAGAAGGUAAAUUCUGCUGGACAGGAAUCAGUGUAGAUUAGAGCUGCAUGUUUGGAAGUGUGCUCAGAGUUUCAAGGCACCUUGCUUUCAUAGUCUCUAGUACCCCUUCUACCCAAAUUACAAGAAAAGUAUCAUUUAGAAGUGCUGCCUAUCACCAAAACUUUGGUUGGAAGACACAUGCUUCUAGAUUUGAUUUUGUGCUACAUACACUUCUGAAGGUACAGAAUUGCAGCCUCAAGAAACUAAACACUGCUUUUGGAUUUAAUAUCCUUAGUUGUGCAAGAAUGUCAUCAUUCCCUUUCUGUGCUGAGUAUGAUAAAAGAGGACAAGCCAAAUGCAAGAAAUGCAAAGAAAAAUGUGAAAAAGGUGAACUCAGGAUUGGAAAAAUUGUUACAAACCCAUUUAGUGAAUCUGGUGGUGAUAUGAAACAAUGGCACCAUGUGAAUUGCAUUUUUGAAACAUUUAAACGUGCUCGUGCUACUACUAAAAAAAUUGAAGACCCUGUAGAUGAUAUUGAAGGUUGGGAAAACCUGGAGGAAGAUGAUCAGAAGAAGAUUAGAGCUUUGAUUGAUGACCUUCAGAAUGAAAUAGCCAACAAGAAAACUACACCAAAGAAGCAGACUCCUCAGAAGAAAACUCCUUCUAAAGCAGGUCAGCAGCAGUUUGGAAAAAAAGCAGCAGGAACUCCAGACAAACCAACUGCAGGAGUAUCAAGAGUGCCAUCAGCAGUGAGGAAUGACCCUGGUAUGGACCCAAUGCACAAAGAUAAUUCUUUUAGAGAAUUUCGUCGACUGUGUGCAAAUGUCGCUGAGGAGUCCAGUUACACGGGCAAGACAAAUAUUGUGGCAACUUUUUUGAAAAAUGGAGCUAACAAAGAUGGUUUUCAAGGUGACCUGCGACUCUGGGUUAAGCUUCUUCUACCAGGAGUCAUAAAGAGAGUGUAUAACUUACAAUCAAAACAGCUCAUUAAGCUUUUCUCUCAGUUAUUUAAUACGAACCAAGAGGAAAUGCUGGAAGACUUGGAACAAGGUGAUAUUGCAGAAACAGUUCGCAAUUUCUUUGAGCAGUCUGCUAUGCUUCCUCCCGUUAAGAAGGCAACACUGUCAAUUCAAGAUGUAGAUCAGUUUCUAGAGGAACUGACUGGAAUGACAAGAGAAGAAGAACAGUCAUAUGUGCUCAAAAAGAUUGCCAAAAGGUGCACAGCAAAUGAUUUAAAAAUGGUAAUUCGUCUUAUUAAGGGAGAUCUACGUAUUAAUGCUGGAGCAAAACACAU